Larimichthys crocea (large yellow croaker) is the source of this 7444-nucleotide messenger RNA. RefSeq names its product sodium channel protein type 2 subunit alpha. Gene Ontology annotation, biological process: neuronal action potential; sodium ion transmembrane transport; membrane depolarization during action potential. Lineage: Eukaryota; Metazoa; Chordata; Actinopteri; Sciaenidae. The coding region runs from base 408 to 6455 and encodes 2015 amino acids. Gene Ontology annotation, molecular function: voltage-gated sodium channel activity. The record is from RefSeq and is a predicted model, not a curated record. Gene Ontology annotation, cellular component: plasma membrane; voltage-gated sodium channel complex. The transcript has 27 exons.
AUUGUGCUUUGGUUCCCUGGCAUUUGUUUCGCUCACUAACAACAGGUUGCUUCCCCUGUGGCUCUGACACUCGCUGUACGUUCAGGCCAUCUUGCGACAGUCACAUUCAUUCCCAGCCUGCGAUGCCCAACCAACCGGAAGCGCGGAUUGAUUUCUCCACGGAAAGCAAGGGCGGCUAAAAAAAAAAAAGAAAAAAAAAAUCAAAGAAGCGCUUAUUAAAUAAUAAUCCGUCACAAAAAAAAGGGAGAUUAUAAACCUCACACUUGACGAGACAUCCGCUUAAAUCAAGGAUUAUUCUUUCGGGGAUAUGGGAUCUACCUUCAGGGUCCUCACCUGCUGGGCACCGUAAUGGUGCUCCCUGCCCCAGCUGAGCCCCUCGCUGCCCUCUGAAGGAGCAGGAUGACAAGAUGGCACAGCUGCUUGUACCGCCCGGACCUGACAGCUUCCGCCCCUUCGUCCCCGAGUCGCUGGCCGCCGUCGAGAGGCGCAUCGCCGAGGAGGAGGCUCGGAGACCGCGGGUGGAGCGCCGCAGCGACAGCGACGAUGAAAAUGGGCCAAAGCCCAACAGUGACCUGGAGGCGGGGAAAUCUCUCCCCUUCAUCUAUGGGGACAUCCCUCCCCCCCUGGUGUCCACCCCUCUGGAAGACAUGGACCCCUUCUACAGCAAUCAGAAGACCUUCAUAGUAUUGAAUCGCGGGAAGGCAAUCUUCCGUUUCAACGCCACUCCUGCCUUGUACAUCUUAAGCCCCUUCAACCCUCUGAGGAGGGUGGCUAUUAGAGUUUUAGUACACUCGAUGUUCAGCAUGUUGAUCAUGUUCACCAUCCUGACCAACUGUGCUUUCAUGACCCUCAGUAAUCCCCCGGAAUGGGCCAAGAAUGUAGAGUACACAUUCACAGGGAUUUACACCUUCGAGUCCCUUAUAAAGAUCCUGGCCAGGGGCUUCUGUGUGGGGAAGUUCACUUUCCUGCGGGACCCGUGGAACUGGCUGGAUUUCAGUGUUAUCCUCAUGGCGUAUAUAACAGAGUUUGUAAACCUAGGCAAUGUUUCAGCUCUGCGCACGUUCAGAGUUUUGCGAGCUUUGAAAACUAUCUCAGUAAUACCAGGCUUGAAAACCAUCGUCGGCGCACUGAUCCAGUCGGUAAAGAAGCUGUCGGACGUCAUGAUCCUCACCGUGUUCUGCCUGAGCGUCUUCGCCCUCAUCGGCCUGCAGCUCUUCAUGGGCAACCUGAGACAGAAGUGCGUGCGCAUGCCAGUGAGCAGCAACAGCAGCAACGUCACCAUCGACGACGAGAUGAUGUACAACUUCACCCUGCAGAACGCCACGGAUAACUCGUUCAACUGGACAGAGUACAUGAGCGACGAGAGUAAUUACUAUUACCUCCCUGGCCGUAGGGAUGCUCUGCUCUGUGGGAACGGCAGUGGCGCCGGGCUCUGUCCAGAGGGCUUCACAUGUAUCAAAGCUGGUCGUAAUCCAGACUACGGCUACACCAGCUUCGACACCUUCAGCUGGGCCUUCCUCUCCCUGUUCCGACUCAUGACCCAGGACUACUGGGAAAACCUCUACCAGCAGACUCUGCGUGCAGCAGGAAAACCCUACAUGAUCUUCUUCGUGCUGGUGAUCUUCCUGGGCUCCUUUUACCUGGUGAACCUGAUCCUGGCCGUGGUGGCCAUGGCGUACGACGAGCAGAACCAGGCGACCAUCGAGGAGGCUCAGCAGAAGGAGGAGGAGUUCCAGGCCAUGCUGGAGCAGCUGAAGAGACAGCAGGAGGAGGCACAGGUUGCCGCGGCAGCAGCCACGGAGAGCGGAGAGUACAGCGGGAGAGGGGGCCCCACCUCGGAGUCCUCCUCGGGGACGUCUAAGCUCAGCUCAAAGAGUGCCAAGGAGCGACGCAACAGGCGGAAGAAGAGGAAGCAGAGGGAGGAGGAAGAGGAGAGGGGCGUCCGAGACAAGUUCCACAAGUCCGAGUCCGAGGACAGCAUCAAGAGAUCCAGCUUCCGCUUCUCCAUCGAUGCCAACAGACUUUCCUAUGAGAAGAGAUGCUCCUCACCCAACCAGUCUCUCCUCAGUAUCCGUGGCUCCCUCUUCUCACCUCGGAGAAACAGUCGCGCCAGCCUGUUCAGCUUCCGCGGCAGGGCGCGCGACAUGGGCUCCGAGAACGACUUCGCCGACGACGAACACAGCACCUUCGAGGAGAGCGACAGCCGCCGGGGCUCCCUGUUCUUGCCACGCCGCCUCGAGCGCCGCUGCAGCGCCGUCAGCCAGACCAGCCUCGGGGCGCCGCGGAUCGUGCUGCCAGCCAACGGCAAGAUGCACUGCGCUGUGGACUGCAACGGCGUGGUGUCACUGGUCGGUGGAACUUCUGUAACAACCUCCCCUGUAGGUCUCCUGCUGCCUGAGGGGACGACUACAGAUACCGAGCUCAAGAAACGCCGCUCAGGUUUUCACCAGCCGUCCAUGGAUUACUUAGAAGAACCAGGAGGCAGGCAGAGAGCCAUGAGCGUGGCCAGUAUCCUCACCAACACCAUGGAAGAACUUGAAGAGUCAAGACAGAAAUGCCCCCCCUGCUGGUACAGAUUCGCCAACACCUGUCUGAUCUGGGAUUGUUGCCCCGCGUGGCUGAAAAUCAAGGAGGUUGUCAACAUGGUGGUCAUGGACCCCUUUGUGGAUCUGGCCAUCACUAUUUGCAUCGUCCUCAACACCCUUUUCAUGGCCAUGGAGCAUUACCCCAUGACUAAAGAGUUUGAUAACGUCCUCUCAGUUGGAAACCUGGUGUUCACGGGCAUCUUCACAGCAGAGAUGUGCUUCAAGAUCAUCGCCCUGGAUCCCUACUACUACUUCCAGGAGGGUUGGAACAUCUUUGACGGCAUCAUUGUCAGUCUCAGUCUGAUGGAGCUUGGCUUGGCCAACGUAGAAGGCCUGUCGGUGCUCAGGUCCUUCAGAUUGCUGAGGGUCUUCAAACUGGCCAAGUCGUGGCCCACUUUGAACAUGCUGAUCAAGAUCAUCGGUAACUCUGUGGGUGCUCUGGGGAACCUGACUCUGGUGCUGGCCAUCAUCGUCUUCAUCUUCGCCGUGGUGGGCAUGCAGCUGUUUGGCAAGAGCUACAAGGAGUGCGUGUGUAAGAUUUCCGAGGACUGUCAGCUGCCUCGCUGGCACAUGCACGACUUCUUCCACUCCUUCCUCAUUGUGUUCCGGGUGCUGUGCGGAGAGUGGAUCGAGACCAUGUGGGACUGCAUGGAGGUGGCUGGACAGAGCAUGUGCCUGAUUGUCUUCAUGAUGGUCAUGGUCAUUGGAAACCUGGUGGUUCUAAACCUCUUCCUGGCUCUCCUUCUGAGCUCAUUCAGCGCUGACAACCUGGCAGCAACCGACGACGACAGUGAGAUGAACAACCUUCAGAUUGCAGUGGGCCGGAUCCAGCGGGGCAUUGCAUUUGUCAAAACCACUGUACGCCAUUUCCUCCAGAGCCUCUGCUUCGGUGGGGGCGGUAAGGGCUCGGGUCUGGCUGAGGAGAGCAAACCCCUGGAUGAACUGCACAGCAACGGCAAGGGCAACUGCAUCUCCAACCACACAUCAGUGGAGAUCACUAAAGAUCCCAGUGGGGUGUACAUGACAGAGGGCAACGGACGGCCAGGUGGAGGGCUGGUAGUUGGGGUCGUGGUUGGUGGGGACACUACAGAGAAGUACCCCAUGGAGGAGUGUGACUACAUGUCAUUUAUUCAUAACCCCAGCCUGACAGUCACGGUGCCUAUCGCUGUGGGCGAGUCGGACUUUGAGAAUCUGAACACAGAAGAUUUCAGCAGCGACUCGUCGGACGUGGAGGGCAGCAAAGAGAAGCUCGAUGUAGAGCCCCAGCGUCUGAGCUCAUCGGAGGGGAGCACAGUCGAUAUUCGCCCCCCAGGAGAUGGGGUGGAUUCGGUGGAGCUGGAGCCAGAGGAGUCACUGGACCCAGAGGCCUGCUUCACUGAGGGCUGCGUGCGCAGGUUCCAGUGCUGCCAGAUCAACGAGGAGGGACCAAAGUACAAGAGCUGGUGGACACUCAGGAAAACCUGCUUUAUCAUAGUGGAGCACAACUGGUUUGAAUCCUUCAUCAUAUUCAUGAUCCUGCUCAGCAGCGGAGCGCUGGCGUUUGAGGACGUAUACAUCGAGCAGCGGAGGACCGUCAAAACAGUGCUGGAAUACGCAGACAAGGUCUUCACUUACGUCUUCAUCCUGGAAAUGCUGCUGAAGUGGGUGGCAUACGGCUUUGUCAAGUACUUCACCAACGCGUGGUGCUGGCUCGACUUCCUCAUUGUAGACGUGUCCCUGGUCAGCCUGGUAGCCAACGCUCUGGGUUACUCUGAGCUAAGCGCCAUCAAAUCUCUGAGGACACUGCGAGCCCUCCGGCCCCUGAGGGCCCUGUCUCGGUUUGAGGGCAUGAGGGUUGUGGUGAACGCGCUGCUGGGGGCCAUCCCCUCCAUCAUGAACGUACUGUUGGUGUGCCUCAUCUUCUGGCUCAUCUUCAGCAUCAUGGGCGUCAACCUGUUUGCAGGGAAGUACUAUUACUGCGUCAACACCACCAGUGACGAGAUCUUCCCCAUCGACAUCGUCAACAACAAGACCGACUGCUUGAAUCUGGUCAACGACAGCGCCCGCUGGAAGAACGUCAAAAUCAACUUUGACAAUGUCGGAGCAGGAUAUCUGGCUCUGUUGCAAGUGGCAACAUUUAAGGGAUGGAUGGACAUCAUGUACGCAGCCGUGGACUCUCGAAACCUGGAAGACCAGCCGAAAUAUGAAGUGAACCUGUACAUGUACCUCUACUUUGUCAUCUUCAUCAUCUUCGGCUCCUUCUUCACCCUCAACCUGUUCAUCGGUGUCAUCAUCGACAACUUCAACCAGCAGAAGAAGAAGUUUGGAGGUCAGGACAUCUUCAUGACAGAAGAACAGAAGAAAUACUACAAUGCCAUGAAGAAGCUGGGCUCCAAGAAACCACAAAAACCGAUACCUCGGCCAGCAAAUGCAUUUCAAGGCUGCGUGUUCGACUGCAUCACAAAGCAGGCCUUCGACAUUGUGAUCAUGAUCCUCAUCUGCCUUAACAUGGUGACCAUGAUGGUGGAGACGGACGACCAGACACCUGACAUGGACAAAACCCUCUACUGGAUCAACCUGGUGUUCAUUGUGCUCUUCACUGGGGAGUGUGUGCUGAAGAUGAUCUCUCUGCGUCACUACUACUUUACCAUUGGUUGGAAUAUAUUUGACUUUGUGGUGGUGAUCCUGUCCAUCGUAGGUAUGUUUUUAUCUGAAGUUAUCGAGAAGUACUUUGUGUCCCCGACGCUGUUCCGAGUGAUCCGACUGGCCAGGAUAGGCCGCAUCCUCCGCCUUAUCAAAGGUGCCAAAGGCAUCCGGACGCUUCUCUUUGCCUUGAUGAUGUCACUCCCCGCCCUGUUCAACAUCGGUCUCCUCCUCUUCCUGGUCAUGUUCAUCUACGCCAUCUUCGGCAUGUCCAACUUUGCCUACGUGAAGCGCGAGGCAGGAAUCGAUGACAUGUUCAAUUUUGAGACCUUCGGGAACAGUAUGAUCUGUUUGUUUCAGAUCACCACCUCAGGUGGGUGGGACACCCUGCUGGCGCCCAUUCUGAACAAGCGGGAGCCCGACUGCGACAGUCAAAUCGAGCACCCGGGCAACAAUUACAGAGGCAACUGCGGCAACCCAUCAGUAGCCAUCUUCUUCUUCGUUAGCUACAUCAUCAUCUGCUUCCUCAUCGUGGUCAACAUGUACAUCGCCGUCAUCCUGGAAAACUUCAGCGUGGCCACGGAGGAGAGCGCCGAGCCACUGAGCGAGGACGACUUUGAGAUGUUCUACGAAGUAUGGGAGCGCUUUGAUCCCGACGCCACGCAGUUCAUGGAGUACAGCAAGCUCUCUGACUUUGCAGAUGCUCUAGAUCCACCACUGCGCAUGCCCAAGCCCAACAUGAUCCAGCUCAUCUCCAUGGACCUGCCAAUGGUGAGCGGCGAGCGCAUCCACUGCCUCGACAUCCUGUUCGCCUUCACCAAGCGAGUGUUGGGCGAAGGCGGCGAAAUGGACGUGUUACGCGGGCAGAUGGAGGAGCGCUUCAUGGCGUCUAACCCCUCUAAAGUGUCUUACGAGCCCAUCACCACCACCCUGCGCCGCAAACAGGAGGACAUGUCGGCCACAAUCAUCCAGAGAGCCUUCCGCCACUACAUGAUCCGCCUGGCCAUGAAGAAGGCCUCCGCCCUCUACAAGGAGAAGCUGAAGGAGGGAAUCCGCGACCCCGACAAGGACGUGAUGGUCAUCAGCAAGUUCACCGAGAACUCCACCUCGGACAAAACGGACAUGACUCCCUCCACGGCCUCCCCACCCUCCUACAACAGUGUGACCAAGUCAGACAAGGACAAAUACGAGAAGGAGAACAGGGAAAAGGAAAACAAAGGGAAAGACUUGAAAGACAGAAAGAAAUAGACUUUUUCAAAAGGAACAAAAUCGAAAUGCAUCAGAGACAUGGGGGAAAUUUGUUUACAGCUUCUAAAGGGGGUAGAUGUACGCUUGUGUGUUGAUUGUUUAGAGGUGAGGAAUGCUGUGCCAGGUAGGCCUAACAUGGGAGUGAAGUUCUGUUAUAUGUGAAUACAUGGGGUCUUCUCAGAGGGGGAACACAGAAACAAAUGAUCCAGCAGACACUGCCAGAGACUGACUGGGACGUGGAAAAGCCUCUGCAAAACGCUUGUGAUUUUCCUAUUGGUUGUUGUUACUAUCUGACACACUUGAGUGUACUGUUAAGUUGUCUGUAGCUAGUGCUGCUGCUACUACUAUAAAUCCAGUGUCUUGAAUUUAACAAUCGCUGUAUCACUUAACAAGUACUCUGCAUUCUUAUUUUCUUUGUUCAUUUUUUUUGGUUACGAGUUUCUUUUUUAAUGAGAAAGAAUGUUUUCUACUUUUUUGUGUCAUUAUCGUGAGAAUGUGUCCACUGCUUUCACUGUCGUAGAACCACCAAGGGCAGACAAAGUCAAUGCUGGAAACUAAAACCAUCUAAAAAAAACUCGUACAGUGCAGGGUCAGUGCCAGAACGCUCUUGGUUCAUACAGUGUACAAAGCUGAAACAAAAAGCAUACCGCUGAAGUGCAACGGAAAAAUACCUUGUACUCACUGGUGUGCCGUCAGUGAUUGUUGAAAUCUGUAUUGUGUUUUUAUCUGGACUGCCAUCUCCCCAUUUCAGUAGAAAAUACGAGUCUCUAAAUACAGAGAAGCUGAAUGUAUGCAAGGAAUGAGACACAUUUAAAGAAAUCUUUUGACAUAUCAGGAAAUAUUCAAAGUCCUUUUUGUUGCUGAGAGUUAGAUGAGAAGAUUGAUACCACACAUGUCCGUCCUUUUUUUAAAUAUGAAGCUACAGCCAGGAGUGUGUUAGCUUAGCUUAGCAUAAGACUGGAAGCAAGGGAAAACAGCGAUCCUAACAA